This is a messenger RNA of Coregonus clupeaformis (lake whitefish), 3347 nucleotides long. RefSeq names its product serine/threonine-protein phosphatase 6 regulatory ankyrin repeat subunit C-like. The transcript has 28 exons. NCBI's taxonomy places the organism in Eukaryota, Metazoa, Chordata, Actinopteri, Salmoniformes, Salmonidae. The record is from RefSeq and is a predicted model, not a curated record. The coding region runs from base 123 to 3326 and encodes 1067 amino acids. Gene Ontology annotation, molecular function: protein binding.
GCAUACACGGACGCAGAACAAAUCCUUCCCCGAAUAAUUACCACAAUAAAACAAAAAAUAUCGCAGUUAGCUACAUCUCCAUCCGAUCCUAAUGAAGGAGCUCCGGCCUGACUGACUGGGAUAUGGGAAUACUAAACAUAACAGACCAGACUCCACUGGUCCAGGCUAUAUUUAGCCGAAAUGCAGAGGAAGUGAAGUUUUUGUUGCACAAGAAUGAAGAAGUCAAUGCACUGGACCAAGAACGCCGUACCCCCUUACAUGCUGCUGCGUGUUUGGGCGACGUUCACAUUAUGGACCUCCUCAUUAAUUCAGGUGCUAGUAUUAACGCUAAGGACCAAGGCUGGCUGACUCCCCUGCAUCGGGCAGCUGCCUCACGGAACGAAAAGGCUGUGGGGCUGCUUCUGAAGCAGGAUGCGGAGGUCAAUGCACGAGAUAAGUUUUGGCAGACACCGUUGCACGUGGCGGCGGCUAACCGGGCCACACGCUGCGCUGAGGCCCUCAUCCCCAAGCUGAGCAGCCUGAACGUAGCGGACCGCUCCGGCAGGACGGCCCUGCACCACGCAGCACACAGCGGCCACGUGGAGAUGGUGAAUUUGCUCCUCAACAAAGGGGCCAACCUGAGUGCCAGUGAUAAGAAGGAGAGGCAGCCAAUCCACUGGGCCGCAUACCUCGGGCAUCUGGAGAUUGUGAAGCUACUGGUGUCGCGGAGUGCGGACGCCAUGUGCAGGGACAAGCGUGGUUAUACCCCGCUCCACGCCGCCGCUGCCAGUGGCCAGAUCGAGGUGGUCAAGUACCUGCUACGGCUGGGGUCAGAGAUUGACGAGCCCAACGCUUUUGGGAACACAGCUCUCCACAUGGCAUGCUACACGGGCCAGGAGGCGGUUGCCAACGAGCUGGUGAACCGAGGCGCCAACGUCAACCAGCCAAACCACCGCUGCUGCACGCCGCUGCACCUGGCCGCUGUCUCCACCAACGGGGCGCUUUGCCUCGAGCUGCUAGUCAACAACGGUGCUGACGUCAACAUGCAGAGCAAAGAAGGGAAGAGCCCUUUGCACAUGGCCGCUAUUCACGGGCGCUUCACUCGCUCCCAGAUCCUUAUCCAAAACGGUGGGGAGAUCGACUGUGUAGAUAAAUAUGGCAAUACUCCUCUUCACGUUGCUGCUAAGCACGGUCACGAGCUGCUGAUCAGCACCCUGAUGACUAACGGUGCUGACACGGCCAGGCAAGGGAUUAAUGGGAUGUUUCCGUUGCAUUUGGCUGUGCUCUACGGGUUUUCAGACUGUUGUCGCAAGUUACUUUCCUCAGGUCAGCUGUACAGCAUUGUAUCAUCUCUGAGCAACGAGCACGUGCUGUCAGCCGGGUUUGACAUAAACACCCCAGACAGCUUGGGAAGGACCUGCCUGCACGCCGCUGCCUCUGGAGGAAACGUUGAAUGUCUUAACUUGCUGUUGAGCAGUGGUGCUGACUUGAGUAUUAAGGACAAAUUGGGAAGAGCUCCUUUGCACUACGCUGCGGCGAAUGGGAGCUACCAGUGCACGGUUGCCCUGGUGAGUGCUGGUGCCGAGGUGAACGAGCUGGACCAGAAGGGCUGCAGCCCCCUGCACUAUGCCGCUGCCUCGCAGACCUUCCGCCGAGUGGACAGACAUUACUCAGUCGGACACCAGAGUGAGGAGAGGGCCAAGGAGGCCUUUUUUUGUUUAGAGUAUCUGCUGGAUAAUGGGGCUGACCCAGCUCUGAGGAACACCAAGGGUUACAGCGCAGUCCAUUAUGCAGCAGCCCACGGAAACAAGCAGAACCUGGAGCUGCUCUUGGAGAUGUCGUUCAACUGUCUGGAAGACGUGGAGAGCAGUGUUCCAGUUAGCCCUUUGCACUUAGCCGCGUAUAACGGUCACUGUGAGGCGUUGGGGGUGUUGUCUGAGACACUGGUGAGUCUGGACGUUCGGGACGCGGGGGGGCGCACCGCCCUCUACCUGGCAGCCCAACGGGGACAUGCUCAGUGCGUGGAGGUACUGCUGUCCCACGGGGCCUCCUGCCGCCUGAAGGAGCGCCGCCGCAAGUGGACCCCAUUUCACGUCGCAGCUUCCAAUGGCCAAGCAGACUGUCUGCUCAUGCUGGUCAACCGAGGUGAGAAGGCUGAUGUCAUCGAUUUCGUCGACGUACAGGGACAGACGUCUCUGAUGCUGGCAGCUCUGGGCAGUCACACUGACUGUGUCUACAUCUUGCUGGAGAAGGGAGCCGGGGCUGACACCGCCGACAAGAGAGGCCGCACUGCCCUACACAGAGCUGCGGCGAUGGGCUGUGAGGACUGUGUGUCGGCCCUGCUCGAGCACGGGGCCUCUGCUCUGUGCAGGGAUUCCCGGGGACGCACACCCCUGCACCUGGCCGCCUCCUGCGGCCACAUGGAGCUCCUGCGCAGCCUGCUGCAGGGUGCCACAAGCACCGACCCCCUCGACUCCAUGUUGGACUACAGUGGAUACACCCCCGCCCACUGGGCCGCCUACCACGGGCACGAGGACUGUUUGGAUGUUUUACUUGAACACAAACCAUUUAGCAUCCAGGAAGGAAACCCCUUCACCCCAUUGCACUGUGCUCUAAUAAAUGGCCAUGAUGGUGCUGCUGAACUACUGGUAGAGACCGUUGGAACUCAGAUGGUGAACUUCAGAGACGCCAAAGGAAGGACCCCGUUGCACGCAGCUGCCUAUUCAGAAAGUGUGGCCGGGCUGCAGCUGGCCCUGGUCCAGGGGGCAGAGGUCAAUGCGGUGGACACCACCGGACACUCCGCGUUGAUGGUUGCGGCCGACAACGGACAGACUGCAGCUGUCGAGAUCCUGCUGCACCAGGCCAAGGCAGACCUGACCCUGCUGGAUGUCAACGACAACACCGCCCUUCACUUGGCCUGCAGCAAGGCUCAUGAGAUGUGUGCCCUGUUAAUCCUGGGAGAGAUCAGCGACCCCUCCCUCAUCAAUGCAACAAACAGUGCACUGCAAAUGCCCCUUCAUAUCGCAGCGAGGAAUGGUCUGGCUACGGUGGUGCAGGUGCUGCUCAGCCGGGGGGCAGCCGUGAUGGCUGUAGAUGAGGAGGGCCACACCCCGGCCCUGGCCUGUGCCCCUAACAAGGAUGUGGCGGACUGCCUGGCCCUGAUCCUCUCCACCAUGAAGCCUUUCCCUCCCAAAGACGCCAGUGCCGCCGCAUCCUUUGGCCUCAACCUGCUGAAGCACUGUGGCAUCGCCGCCGCCUGCGGGCCCCUGCCCAAUGGCAACCUGCGCCACGCCUACGCCAAGGACCGCCAUGGCACCAUCGGCCUGGACGGCUGCUUCACCGAGUGAGAUGAACCCCCCCCCCAACCA